This is a messenger RNA of Grus americana (Whooping crane), 3825 nucleotides long. RefSeq names its product calcium voltage-gated channel auxiliary subunit alpha2delta 4 (gene CACNA2D4). NCBI's taxonomy places the organism in Eukaryota, Metazoa, Chordata, Aves, Gruiformes, Gruidae. Gene Ontology annotation, cellular component: voltage-gated calcium channel complex. Gene Ontology annotation, molecular function: voltage-gated calcium channel activity. The record is from RefSeq and is a predicted model, not a curated record.
AUGGCUUGGAGGACAAGUGCCUGGGCAGGACUCGUGCUGGAUGCUGCCUGGCCUCGUCGGUGCCCUGCAAACCUCAGCGCCGAACGGCAGCACGGCACGAACCCACCAGGGCCCGCAGGAGCCCACCACGCGCCCCACUCUGCUGGUCCCAACCCCAGCUCCCAGCAGGGAAGAGAUGGUGCCAGGGCGACCUGCCAGCAUCCUGCCGUGCAACAGGGAGGCCUCAUGGACAGAGAUCAAAGGCUGAAGAGACCCCUGACGGCGCCCAGCAGCAGGAGUGACGUGCCCGGGGUCACCCCGGGGCUCGGCCCCGCAGCGGCAGGGUGCCCGGCCCGGCAGCAUGGCGGGGGGCGAGUGGGACCCCCCCCGGGGCAGCAGGAAGGGCGAGGAGCCCCCACAUCCCACCAGCCGGUCCCCGUGCUGAUAGUUGGCGCGUGGAGGAUGGGGCCCUGGGCCGUCCCAUGGAUGAUGCUCUGGCUCUUCUGCCUCCUGCCCUCUGCCAGGGCCCAGACCAAGAUCCCACUGGAGACGGUGAAGUCUUGGGCAGAUGCCUUUGGUGGGGAGCUGUACUCCAUUGUGACUAAGUAUUCAGGCUCUCUCCUGUUGCAGAAGAAGUACAAAGAUGUGGAGCCAACUCUGAAGAUCAAAGAGGUGGAUGGCUUGGAGCUGGUGAAGAAGUUCUCGGAGCAGAUGGAAAGCAUGCUCCGCAGGAAGGUCGAAGCUGUUGAGAGGUUGGUGGAAGCAGCAGAAGAUGCAGAUCUGAACCACGAGUACAACUCCUCACUGGAGUUUGAUUACUACAACUCUCUCCUGAUUAAUGAGAAGGAUGAAAAUGACAAUUAUGUGGAGCUUGGAGAUGAAUUCAUUUUGGAGCCAAAUGAGCAUUUCAAUAACCUGCUGGUGAACACAACAUACAGCGAUAUCCAGCUCCCCACCAAUGUCUACAACAAAGACCCUGACAUCCUGAACGGUGUUUACAUGUCAGAAGCCUUGAAUCCUAUUUUUGUGGACAACUUUGAAAGGGAUCCCACGUUGACCUGGCAAUACUUUGGCAGCUCCACUGGAUUCUUCAGGCUCUACCCAGGAAUAAAGUGGUUACCAGAUGAGAAUGGAGUCAUCUCCUUCGACUGCAGGAAUCGUGGCUGGUACAUCCAAGCAGCCACCUCUCCCAAGGACAUUGUCAUCAUUGUGGAUGUCAGUGGGAGCAUGAAGGGCCUGCGGAUGACCAUUGCCAAACACACCAUCAUCACCAUUUUAGAUACUCUGGGAGAAAAUGACUUUGUCAACAUCAUUGCAUACAAUGAUUAUGUUCAUUUUAUCGAACCCUGUUUUAAGGGUAUCCUGGUCCAAGCAGACAGAGAUAACAGAGAGCAUUUCAAGCAGCUGGUGGACGAACUGCAGGCAAAAGGAGUGGGAACUGUGAACAAGGCCUUGACAGAGUCCUUCAAAAUCCUGAGGGAGGAUGUAUACCGCUUUGUUCCAGCCACUGCUCUGCUCUCGGCUGCUUGCAGGCUGCCUGCCUUCGCUGAAACACCACGCUCCCAACAGCCUUUCAGAGACGCCGGCCAAGGAGGCUUGUGUAACCAAGCUAUCAUGCUGAUCACAGACGGAGCAGUGGAGGAUUAUGAAGCUGUGUUUGAAAAAUACAACUGGCCAGAUCGGAAGGUCCGGGUUUUCACUUACCUCAUUGGACGGGAGGUCACUUUUGCCCCCAACGUGAAAUGGAUCGCCUGCAACAACAAAGGCUACUACACUCAGAUCUCCACGCUGGCAGAUGUCCAGGAGAACGUGAUGGAGUACCUGCAUGUGCUCAGCCGUCCCAUGGUCAUCAACCAUGACCAUGACAUUAUUUGGACUGAAGCCUACAUGGACAGUGCGCUGCCACAGUCUGAGGAGCUCUUUGCAUCUCAGGCUCAAAGUCUGUUGCUCAUGACAACAGUGGCUAUGCCAGUCUUCAGCAAAAAGAACGAGACGCGAUCUCAUGGCAUUCUCCUUGGUGUGGUGGGCUCUGAUGUACCACUGAGGGAGUUACUAAAACUUGCUCCACGGUACAAGCUGGGUGUCCAUGGAUAUGCUUUUCUGAACACCAACAACGGCUACAUCCUUUCACACCCAGACCUCCGUCCUUUGUAUAAAGAAGGAAAGAAACUGAAGCCUAAGCCAAACUACAACAGCGUAGAUCUCUCAGAAGUGGAAUGGGAAGACCAGGAUGAAAUACUGAGAACUGCCAUGAUAAAUGGGGAAACGGGCUACCUCUCUAUGGAUGUGAAGGUUCCUGUGGAUAAAGGGAAACGAGUUCUCUUCCUCACCAAUGAUUAUUUCUUCACGGACAUCAGUGGCACACCCUUCAGCCUGGGUGUUGUGCUGUCCAGGGGACACGGGGAGUACAUUCUGCUGGGGAACACUUCAGUGGAAGAAGGUUUGCACGACCUGCUCCAGCCAGACUUGUCUUUAGCAAAUGAAUGGAUUUACUGCAUCACUGACAUUGACCCGGACCACCGGAAGCUCAGCCAGCUGGAGGCUGUGAUCCGUUUUCUCACUGGAGAGGAACCUGACCUGGAAUGUGAUGAGGAGUUGGUCCAGGAAGUGCUGUUUGAUGCAGUGGUCACUGCACCCAUGGAAGCCUACUGGACAACACUAGCCCUCAAUAUGUCUAUGGAGACUGAGGCAGGUGUUGAGAUGGCGUUUCUGGGCACUCGGGCUGGACUCAUGAGGAGUGCCCUAUACGUGGGUUCUGAGAAAAUUUCCAACAGGAAAUUCCUGACACGGAAGGACAAGGAAAGUAUCUUCACCAUGGACCACUUCCCUCUGUGGUACCGUCGGGCAGCCGAGCAUCCCCCUGGGAGCUUCAUCUACAGCAUUGUCUCAGAAGAUGAUUCAGAGGGAGGUGGCCUACCAAAAGUGGUGACAGUGAGCACGGCUGUGGCUGUGUCUGUGGAUGGGAAGAUGGGUAUUGCUGCAGCGGUGGGUGUGCAAAUUAAGCUGGAGUUGCUCCAACAGAAGUUUUGGAUGGCCAUGCAACAGCCCAAUGACAGUGAUUGCAGUGCCUUGGAUGGUGCCUGUCCACUAAGCUGUCAGGAUGACAUUCUGAAUUGUUUCCUCAUUGAUAAUAAUGGCUUUAUACUCGUUUCCAAAAGACCUGCAGAGACUGGAAAAUUUUUUGGUGCAGUGGACGGCUCAGUAAUGACCCAGCUGCUGAACAUGGGCAUGUUCAGGCGGGUGACGAUGUAUGAUUACCAAGCAAUGUGCAAAGUACCCUACCACCACCACAGCGGUGCCCGGCCUCUGCUCAGCCCAAUUUAUGCCUUUCUAGCUGCAGUGAAAUGGCUGAUAAGUGAUUUCCUCAUCUUCCUUUUGGAGUUUAACAUGAGUAGCUUCUGGCACUCAGACAACUUGGCAGAUGCCAAGGCUGUCUUCCAUCACUCUCACAAGCACAAGAAGCACGACACCUUGCAGCCCUGCGACACCGAGUACCCCGUUUUCGUGUACGAGCCGGCCAUCAAGGAGACCAAUGGACUGAUCGAGUGCGGAGAUUGCCAAAAGAUGUUCGUGGCGCAGCAGAUCGCCAGCAGUAACCUCCUGCUCCUCGUCACGGAUGCUGCCUGUGACUGCAGUGUCUUCCCACCUGUCCUGCUGGAUGUGAAAGAGGUUAAAUAUAACGCUUCAGUGAAGUGUGAACGGAUGCGCUCCCAGAAGCUGAGGCGACGGCCAGACACGUGCCAUGCGUUUCACCCUGAGGAAAAUGCCCAAGACUGUGGUGGUGCUGCUGAAGUCUCCAUCUCGCCGAUGCUGCACUUCCUGCCCCUGGCGCUGCUCCUGCGGUGA